Knipowitschia caucasica is the source of this 519-nucleotide messenger RNA. The record is from the annotation of a GenBank genome assembly. Lineage: Eukaryota; Metazoa; Chordata; Actinopteri; Gobiiformes; Gobiidae.
AUGAAACUGACCAGUCCUGCCAGACUCCAGAUGGCCAGCUGGCUGUACCGAGUUACAGAGGUGGCAUUGGAGGAGAUAUUGUCAGCCUCCAUCCCCUCAUCCAGUGAAGAGCGCGCGUGGAGCCGCGGCAGAAUAUCCACACGGCUCUGGAAAGCGGACACCCUUCUUUACGCGCCUUCUCCCAUCCCGACUGCGCCCGCAUCUCUCCUCCGUCUCCUCCUCUCCCCACUCUGUCCUGACAGAGACUGCUUCUCUCCUCUCCUUCGCUCCGUGCGCACGCUGGAGGUCAGUAGUGACGCGUCCCGAAGAACAAGUGUGCUUCGCCACAGACCAGACUUUACCAAAGCUGAAAUAGCUCUGUCGUUGAGAGACACCCAGCGCAUUGCUUUGUUUGUUCACAUAACUGCUGAUCUUCGCACUUCCACUGUGUCCUUGAUAGAGCUGUCCCUGAGCCGCAGUCAGCCGAGGGUCAAGAACGGCACAUUGAAAUAUGGUCAGUCUUUGGCUUAUCUGGUUUAG